Wasmannia auropunctata (little fire ant) is the source of this 4777-nucleotide messenger RNA. RefSeq names its product suppressor of lurcher protein 1 (gene Sol1). The record is from RefSeq and is a predicted model, not a curated record. Gene Ontology annotation, cellular component: plasma membrane. The coding region runs from base 707 to 2599 and encodes 630 amino acids. Lineage: Eukaryota; Metazoa; Arthropoda; Insecta; Hymenoptera; Formicidae. The transcript is spliced from 13 exons.
GCGUCAACUGCCGCUGGAGAGUCAUGUGCAUCGCACCACCCUCCCGGCUGUGCUUAACAACCCCUUCUUUGCGUGGCUUUACCACGUUCCCUACUUCUCGUUAAAAGUUAAGUCCGGAAUUACAAAGUAUUUUUGAAGUGCGCCAUUAUUUACGUUGCUAGGUCAUUUGCGCGUGAGCUUUCAAAUGCUUUCUUGAUAUCGUAUACUUACAAUUAGUGUAAUAAAGCUCUUGUUGCGCCUUUUUGCUUUCGUAUGCUAGAAUGAAUGUACAUCUCGUGAAACUCGUAAUUAAUUCGAGGUUGUAAGGAUCCUAAACCUAACCCAUGACAAUCUCUUCGUGAUCGGAGUUUCGAUCUCAAGAUUAGAAGACUGGAAUUUUCGAUUUACGUAUAAGAGGUCGUGAAUGAGAGUGUACGAUCGGAAAAGCGAGCAUUGUGCGUGCGUUUUGUAGGAACGCAAUCGUUCAAUGUGACUGGCGGACGCGCGAUCUCGCGUGGUGGCGAUUUCGUUCGAAAAGCGUUCAUCCCGAGCGCGUCCCAUUUCCGGUCGUUUGCCGUUCGGAAACGUGACGAGUAUUUGCGAAGAAGUGCAUCGAUCAUGAAUUGGUGCGACGUGCGAGCUUACGCGGAUUCGAUCGACAAGUCGUCCGCACGUCGAGGAAUGUUCGCAUCGGGCGCCAAAGCAUGAGGAACGACGCAUUGACGUAAUGAUGCAGAGAGCAGUGCUGCUGCUGCUCUGUUGGCUGCCGCUCCUCAACCACUGCCACGCCGUAAAUCCAGGUUGUUCUUGUGUUGUAUACAGCAGCUCGGACAGACCUCAAGGUGGCACUUUUACAUCUCCUGAUUUUCCCAAACGAUACCCACCGUAUAUCGAUUGCCUUCUGUACACAUUUAUUGGUCAUCCAGAUGAAAUUGUUGUUCUAACGUUUCAUCAAUUCAACAUUCGUCGUACCUGGCCUGACUGUACAAGAGGAGAUUUCUUGAAGCUAUUUUUACACCUGGAAAGUAAGGGCAUUUCCGAGUACACCCCUUGGUCCGGUGUGCUUUGCGGAGAACUGCGUGACAUCCCGCAAGUUCUUUACAGCUCGAGAUCGACACUCAUUCUGGAGUUUCACACUGAAGGCCCAUCAUCUAAUACUACUGGCUUUUCCGGCACUUUUCGUUUUAUCGAUAGACGUUUAUUUGAGAUGGACGGUCUGCUGGUGCCCGGCACGAUGUGCGACCACGAGUUUGUCAGUUCGCAAUCGACGCCUCAAUACGGACGAUUUUACUCGCCGCGGUACCCAUCCUCCUAUCCGAAGAACAUCCGGUGCUCCUACCUCUUCCGGGCAAGGUUGAAGGAGAGAAUCCGUUUGGUUUUUGAGGAGAUUUCUCUGCAGAAAGGAGAUCUGAGUUGCCUGAAUAGGGCGGAUUUAAUCAGGGUGCACGACGGUACGGAUUCAGGGGCACCCACAAUAGCCGUGCUCUGCAACCAGGGAACGGAAGUGGAAGUACUCAGCACAGGACCAGGUCUCUACGUCGAGUUCGUCGCUAAUUCCGAGUGGCCGGGCCAGGGCUUCAAGGCGAUGUUCCAAUUCCAGCCAUUGGACGAUACGCUGCAUCCUGAGUCGGACAAGGUCCCAGGGGCCGUUACGGGGAACCCCAAGUACUCGGUCAUCGGACCAGCUGUCAGCGCUACUACAUCGCUCUGCGACGUGGUUUACAACAGCGAUUCAACAAAAACGGGCGUAGUUAUGUCACCUGGAUAUCCGAAUCCAUAUCCAUCCAGGACACAUUGUACAUACGACUUCCAAGGAAGAGGAAAGGAACGGGUGCAGGUGGUGUUUCAGGACUUGAAUCUGUUUCAUUCCAAGCCAAGCAAUCCAAAUGAUUGCGAAGGGGUCGAUUCAUUGGUGGCAUACGUGCAUAUAGAUGGAAAGAAGGACAAAAUAGAUUCGUUCUGCGGAGAUACACCACCGCGACCUAUCAUGAGCAACGGUCCGCGACUUUCCUUGGAGUUUCAGGGAGUAACAUCAUCUCGCCAUUCGAGAGGCUUUAAAGCGACAUACACUUUCAUGGAAAACUUCGGUAUAACGACAGGUCGGCAGGAGGGGCAGUAUCCGUGUGCCUUUGUUUUCAACAGCAACGAGACCCGGAACGGUACGUUCGCGUCGCCAAAUUACCCCGGACUGUACCCUCGUAGCACGGAAUGCUACUACUUCUUCUAUGGUCAACCUAACGAGCGGGUUCACCUUCAUUUCCACUUCUUCGAUGUCGAGGGAGUGUUACCGUGCGAAGCUGUAUCAGCGAGCGAUUAUGUUGAAUUCUCCAACUACAUGACCAGAGAUCGAAAGUAUCCGAGGCACUGUGGUCAGCUGAAAGAAUUCGACAUUUCCAGCGAAAGGAAGUUCUUCCGCGUUACGUUCAAGAGUAACGAUCGUCUCGACGCCACGGGCUUUAAUGCCAGUUACGUAUUCCUGGACGAGGAGGAAAAUUACACGAUGAAGAUACCUGCGAGCAACGGAUCGGCACGGCAGGGUGCCAUGCCUUCGCCUCCGCCGUUGUUGCUGUUGCUGCUGUUUAUGAGUUGUCUUUUCGUUGGCGGCAGAAGCUCGCAUUAAGAAAAGGCACUCGCAACGGCCACGCGGACGAGUCCUGGCUCAAUUUACAACGAACCGCAACUUUAAGAUCGAGAGCCAUCCAGAGUCACCAUAGCUCAACUCACCGAAGAAAGUGACGACCUCGUUGACAGAUUCAGUCGGGAGGGAGUGUGUUACUGAAGUCUAUUAUCCAACCGGGACACAAAGUCUUAAAUUUGUCUACGCAUCCCUUCUCAUUCUAUUCCAUUCGUCCGCGUCACGUCGACUAUUUCGAGGAGAAAGCAUCGGCGGUAAAAUACUUUUACGUCUAACAGCGUGCAAGAGAAACGACGAUGUCAUUCGUCAGGAACUCGUCGCAAGCCCUUUACCGUAAACAGGAGAAGUGGGAUUAAUUGGUUGCGUGGCUAAAUUGCCGAUAGUAGCCUACGUGGGUAAGUUACAGUCGACAACUAAUUCUUCCAAGAAGAAUUCUUACUUUUGAAAAAGUAUAAGUAAAUCUUUUUCGCGGUAGCUCGUCGCCCAAAGACAUUUUAUGACUCAUUGCCACUUCGAUUUAAGCAAAUCUGUCUUAGAUGCACGCAAUUUCUUAUCGUUGCAAUUUCAUUUUAAUCACAACUUGAAAGUUAAAUGGAGCCCGCUGCUACGAAGCAGCACUUCAAUUCUCAACGUUUCUUUCAACAUUGAAAAAAUUAUAAAUUAAACACCCCACGCGUGUUUUUUUUUAAGCCAGCCGAACAAACAUGCGCGAAGGAACACGAAUGAACAACUCGCGACGCCAUUUGUACUUAUCGAAGCAAGUUUCUCCUUCGUGUUUGUUCGCACUCGUGUACUUUAAUUGAAAACGGCUUUAAUAGAUCGUUUACUAUAUAUGAUCAUUAAAAUCUGAUUUUAUUCAAUCAAUGGUUUUUCUUCUCCUCUUGUGGGAAACGAAUCUCUUAAGUCAUCGUAACUGUCUGUCCAUGUAUCGCUCGAAAGUCAUACAUACCGUAGGAAAAAAAAAUCGCCUUCACAAAUACACUACGGACAGACUUUUACUGUACAUCCUCUAUACGACUGUGAUGUUCCCGUUCUUUCUUAGUUUAUUAGAGACAAAAAAAGUCUGAUCAUUCGCGAUAGCGAACAUUCGUAAUCGAUAAUUAGGUCCUGGAGAUACUAUUAAUCGCCGAUCGCAAUCAUGGAAACUUAGAAAGCGUAUAGUUAAGUAUUUAUCGUCAAAAGUCCUGUUUUAACGCGCGAACGUUAAAUUAACAGGAAAAUUGCGUAAUAAUUUCAAAUUUCGGAUUUCGAAUCCAGUGAGAAUACGUAAUCGACACGUUUAAUAGAAUAUAUGAGAGCGAUUAACGAUUGUAAUUCUUAAAAAUGCGCGUUCGGUUGAGCGAUUUCGGCGAUGAAUGUUUCAAUAAUGAGCAAUACGUGAUCGACCGAAUUUACGGGCUAGUGAUGAUUAAAGAGGGAUAUUUUGGAAACAUUUUUUGAGCUUGUGGACUGCAUCAAUAUUACACAAUUCGAUAUCACGGAUGGUAACUACUAAUUUCUUCCAGUUCGUAUUUCAUUAUGAUAUAAAGAAUCGAUUGAAUUCAAUAAAAAUCGCAUUAGUCAAAAAAGAAAUUUUUUUUUAAAUUAAAUCGAUACAUCUACAUGAGGAAGAAUUGAAUAUAAUAAAAUAUAUCCUUGUGAUCUAAUUUUAUACCGGAAUCAAUUUAGCACUAAUUAAAUUUUUAUUGCUCUAAAGUUGAUUUUACAAUAUAAUUUUUUAAAGGUGUAUGUGGAAUGUUAUUACCAUUUGUCUUGUUAAAGCAGGACUUUUAACUAAUUCUUUGACAAAUUAAACAAAAAUUUAUCACAAAGAGAAAAAUUAAUAAGCGUCCUUUAUUUAUUGGAAUUUGAUUAUUUGUGCAAUAUACUAUUUUAGAUUAACAAUUAUAAAUAUAUCAUAUAUUAAACCUAUAUUAAGUAAAAUUUUAUUUGAAAUUAACUCAAAUAUAAUUAUCAAUUCUAGAUCAUUUCUUAGAAUUCUUAGUUUUUAAUUGAUAAUAAAAAUUAUUUAUAAAAUUAUUAUCAUUAAUUUUUUAUGAAAUAAAAAUUAAUUUCUAAUUCCUCAGCUAAUAUAAGAAAGACGAUAGACAGUAAAAAGUUUCUAUUUGUGUAUUGUAAAUAACUUUUUUUAAUGCAUAAAUUAAAAAUACAAAACUAAUUCAU